Rangifer tarandus platyrhynchus (Svalbard reindeer) is the source of this 633-nucleotide messenger RNA. The record is from the annotation of a GenBank genome assembly. Lineage: Eukaryota; Metazoa; Chordata; Mammalia; Artiodactyla; Cervidae.
AUGCUCCCCCACCCCUCAGGCUCCCUCCCCGUCCUCCUGCUUUUCCUCCUCCCCAGUGUCCCGAUGGAGCCCCACCCCCCACCCUCACCCCUGCCCCCAUUUCCAGCCCCUGAGUGGGACCUCUUGUCCCCCCGGGUGGCCCUGUCCAGGGGUACUCCCACGGGGCCCCCUCUGCUCUUUCUGCUGGAGUCUGGGGCCUUUGGGGAGCCAGCUGGCAGCCCAGCUAACCGCAGCCGGCGAGGGGUGAGCGAGACAGCACCAGCCAGUCGCCGUGGAGAGCUGGCCGUGUGUGACGCAGUCAGCGGCUGGGUGACAGACCGCCGGACUGCUGUGGACCUGCGUGGGCGCGAGGUGGAGGUGCUGGGCGAGGUGCCAGCGGCUGGUGGCAGUCCCCUGCGCCAGUACUUCUUUGAAACCCGCUGCAAGGCUGCCAGUGCUGGGGAAGGUGGCCCUGGUGGGGGUGGAGGAGGCUGCCGGGGUGUGGACCGGAGGCACUGGGUGUCUGAGUGUAAGGCCAAGCAGUCCUAUGUGCGGGCAUUGACCACAGAUGCCCAGGGCCGUGUGGGCUGGCGAUGGAUUCGAAUUGACACCGCCUGUGUCUGCACGCUCCUCAGCCGGACUGGCCGGGCCUGA